AUGUUUUGGCAGCUUGUAGCAAUUACGUGUUUGGCGAUGAUUUCGCUGAACGAAGGCCGUGCGGUGUCAGAACAGAAGAUCCGAGUGAAAUAUGAGAAAGAAGAAAAGCCUGAGCAUCAUGAGGAAUACGCUUGGGCGUACCCCUCAUAUGAGUUCUCUUACAAAGUAGAAGAUGAGCACACCCAUGAUAUAAAGAGUCAGCAAGAACACAGACACGGCGACGAAGUGAAAGGCGAAUACUGGCUGGUCGAGCCCGACGGUCGCAAGCGUCUUGUCAAGUACCACGCCGACAAGCACAGAGGAUUCCAAGCUGACGUGGAAUACUCGGCGCCCCACAAUCACGUGUACCACAAAAGCAAGCACAAUGACGAAGACAACUCGGAAAAUGCUAAUAAAGAAGAAUAG
Messenger RNA from Amyelois transitella, 405 nucleotides. RefSeq names its product cuticle protein 8-like. Gene Ontology annotation, cellular component: extracellular matrix. Lineage: Eukaryota; Metazoa; Arthropoda; Insecta; Lepidoptera; Pyralidae. The coding region runs from base 1 to 405 and encodes 134 amino acids. The transcript is spliced from 4 exons. The record is from RefSeq and is a predicted model, not a curated record.